UUCGGCGAGGACCCUUCGGGGAGGCGCCAUUUUAGACUUGCUGAGAGGACUCUGUCCGUUACGGCCGACUUGAAGUACGCUGUUUUUUCGUUCCCGUCCCUCUGUCGAGUCUUUCCGAGGCCAUGAGCGUGGUGGACCAUGUGCGGGAGAUGGCGGCGGCGGGGCUGCACUCCAACGUGAGGCUCCUGAGCGGCCUCCUCCUUACGAUGAGCGGCAACAACCCUGAGUUGUUUUCCCCGUCACAGAAGUAUCAGCUGCUUGUGUACCAUGCCGAUUCCCUUUUCCAUGACAAGGAGUACCGAAAUGCCGUUAGUAAGUACACGAUGGCCUUGCAGCAGAAGAAAGCCUUGAGUAAAACAUCCAAAGUCAGGCCUUCGACCGGGAAUGGGGCAUCUACUCCUCAAAACCAGUGCCUGCCUUCUGAAAUCGAAGUGAAGUACAAAAUGGCAGAGUGCUACACAAUGUUAAAGCAAGACAAAGAUGCCAUUGCCAUCCUUGACGGGAUCCCUUCCAGACAGAGAACUCCAAAGAUUAACAUGAUGCUGGCGAACCUGUAUAAAAAGGCGGGCCAGGAACGCUCCUCUGUGACAAGUUACAAAGAAGUUCUGAGACAGUGCCCACUUGCUCUUGAUGCCAUCCUAGGUUUGUUGUCGCUAUCAGUGAAAGGUGCAGAAGUUGCCUCCAUGACGAUGAAUGUGAUUCAGAGUAUCCCAAACUUGGAUUGGCUUUCAGUGUGGAUCAAAGCGUAUGCGUUUGUGCACACAGGGGAUAACACCAGAGCCAUUAACACCAUCUGCUCACUGGAGAAAAAGUCACUCCUGAGGGAUAACGUGGAUAUACUGGGAAGCUUAGCAGAUCUGUAUUUCAGAGCUGGUGACAAUAAGAAUGCCAUUCUAAAAUUUGAGCAAGCACAAAUGUUGGAUCCGUAUUUAAUAAAAGGAAUGGACGUGUAUGGGUACUUGUUAGCUCGUGAAGGACGCUUGGAGGAUGUGGAGAAUCUAGGCUGUCGGCUCUUCAAUAUUUCCGACCAGCACGCAGAGCCUUGGGUGGUAUCGGGGUGUCAUAGUUUCUACAGCAAGCGCUAUUCCCGGGCCUUAUAUUUAGGAGCCAAAGCAAUUCAGCUGAAUAGCAACAGUGUCCAAGCUUUGCUGCUGAAAGGGGCAGCUCUUCGAAAUAUGGGCAGAGUGCAGGAAGCCAUCAUCCACUUCCGCGAAGCCAUACGGCUCGCUCCUUGCAGGCUGGACUGCUACGAAGGCCUCAUUGAGUGCUACUUGGCAUCAAAUGGUCUCCGUGAAGCCACAGUUAUGGCGAAUAAUGUCUACAAAACCCUGGGAGCCAAUGCACAGACGCUGACUCUUUUGGCCACCGUUUGCCUAGAAGAUCCUGUGGCACAGGAGAAAGCAAAAACUUUACUGGACAAAGCGUUGACACAGCGCCCCGAUUACAUCAAAGCAGUGGUCAAAAAGGCAGAGCUUCUCAGCCGGGAACAGAAGUAUGACGAUGGGAUUGCUUUGCUGAGGAAUGCUCUGGCCAACCAGAGUGACUGCAUUCUGCAUCGAAUGUUAGGGGACUUCCUCGUAGCUGUAAAUGAGUAUCAGGAAGCCAUGGACCAGUACAGUAUUGCUCUAAGUUUGGAUCCAAAUGAUCAGAAGUCACUGGAGGGAAUGCAGAAGAUGGAGAAAGAGGAAAGCCCUACAGAUGCUACUCAGGAAGAAGAUGUGGAUGACAUGGAAGGCAGUGGAGAGGAAGGUGAUCUGGAAGGUAGUGACAGUGAGGCAGCCCAGUGGGCGGAUCAGGAACAGUGGUUUGGCAUGCAGUGAGGUGGCCUUGAAGGUGCCCGGGAAUCAUCUCACGGGAGGCGAGAUCCACGAUCCCUUGCGUCUUCCUGGUCUGACAAACACCAAGAGCAGCAUGUGCUGCUGGAGAAACUGGACCGAGGCCCCAUCCAAAACCAUGAAACCAUUGAAAAAAAGUAUUUGUGUUCUGGGUCUGCGUUCUGCUCCGUGAAAGCUGAGCAACUUGAGUGGCUUGGUGGGGAAGCAUUGAUGUCAAGCAGAGAUUUUGAGUUCUUAGGUCUAAAAUUAGAAGGUUUAAAGUGCAUAAAGCAUUCUCAAACAGACGAAAAUGAUGUUGCAACCAUGCUGCCAACUAAUUACGCUUGAUCUCCAGUGGUGGAUAAAUGUAGGCUGCUCUUCUACCCUUUUGUGAAAGAAAGCUUGAUGUCAGAACCUGUACAAUGUCUUGAGAUGCAUGUCCUCCUCCAGAAACCAACAGGGGUCCCACAACGGAGCAGUCACUUUCCUCCCAGCCCUGUCCCUCUCUCCUGUGUUUUUGUGUAGGCCGCUUCACAAGCACACUCCAAAAUAAAAAAAGCAUGCCACUUCUGCACUAACAAGCGCCAAAGCCUCUAUAUGAGUCACGGGAAAAUUGGAGCAGCUCUGAGGGAAAUACAACUGGGAAGAGGCUCUUAAGAUUGUUUCAUACUGAGUAGCAUCAAGUCACAAUGCCUCACCCCCCCCCCCCCAAUGCUCCCAAGAAUAUAUGAAUAUUAAAACUUUCUUGUUCACACUUUGUGCUUUGUCAAGACACAGUCCAGCAAGAAGUUCUCCUGAGCAGGCCCUGUUGAAGCCUGCUGCAGAAAAGAAUCCAUAACUACAGCGGUUGUUCUUUUAAACAUUUUCUCAACAAAUAAGACUGUUUCCUUUGUCUUGCCUGCCCUUUGAGCCUCUUUGGGUUUUCGAAUUGACAUCUAUUUUCUUAUGACACAUGCCAGGUAACAGGUGGGGUGGGGAAGAUUUAUUUAUUUAUUUAUUUAGAGCAUUUGUAUCUCGUCCUUCUCAACCCCCGAAGGGGGGACUCAGAGCGGCUUACAAUUGGCAGUCAUUAGAUGCCGACAAAGAAACAGUUAAAGCACAACAAAUAACAUAAACGGAUCAACAACAGUAAAAAUACAUUAAAAAUAUUGGCCCUUAAACUAUUAACACAACCAAGUCUGAGUCCGCAAAUCCAAAUUCAGAGUUCCAGUCCAAGGGUCUCUUCAUUGACAAUUCUCACGAGUCAUUACAGUUGUUACUCAGUGAGCUGCCCGAAUGCUUGGCCCCAAAGCCAAGACUUGAGGUUUUUUCCUAAAGGAGAGGAGAGAAGGAGUCACCCUGAUUUCACUGGGGAGUUCAUUCCACAGACAGGGGGGCCACCACCGGGAAGGCCCUGUUGUCCCCACCAAUCGCACUUGUGAGGGUGGUGGGAUUGAGAGCAGGAUCUUCCCCAAUGAUCGUAAACUCUGAGGUGGGUUAUAGAGGGAGAUACUUUCAGGCAGGUAAACUGGGCCGGAACCAUAUAGGGCUUUAUAAGUCAAAUGUAUUUCAGUCCUUUCAAUAAUUUCCCCUCCAUCCCCUGGAAAUAGAACUUGGCUUUUCUGCAGAAGAAGACUUUAUUCUCUUGUGUCCUGGAUGUUCCCAACAGUCAUGGUUGUCUUUUUAGGCAUUAGAGGGUUGGUUGUUUGUAUUUAUUUUGGAAGUUGAAGGGUUCGUUUAUGUUUAAUUCACACUUGCCUUCAGAGGCCAGAAUUGUGUCCAAGACCUGAGGUGGCAAUAAAUUCUGAAGCAGA
Anolis sagrei ordinatus is the source of this 3607-nucleotide messenger RNA. RefSeq names its product anaphase promoting complex subunit 7 (gene ANAPC7). Gene Ontology annotation, cellular component: anaphase-promoting complex. The record is from RefSeq and is a predicted model, not a curated record. Lineage: Eukaryota; Metazoa; Chordata; Lepidosauria; Squamata; Anolidae. Gene Ontology annotation, biological process: protein ubiquitination; cell division; positive regulation of mitotic metaphase/anaphase transition. Gene Ontology annotation, molecular function: protein binding.